Messenger RNA from Sipha flava (yellow sugarcane aphid), 1046 nucleotides. Its product is annotated as zinc finger MYM-type protein 1-like. The coding region runs from base 150 to 1046 and encodes 298 amino acids. The transcript is spliced from 5 exons. The record is from RefSeq and is a predicted model, not a curated record. Lineage: Eukaryota; Metazoa; Arthropoda; Insecta; Hemiptera; Aphididae.
AUUAUUCUACCGGAAAAAGUGUACAAGAUGAUGUGUUUACAUUAACUGGGUUUAAAAAUUGGAAAAAAUUAACUGGAUCAAGAGGGAAAAAAGGCAAUAAGCAAAGUAAACAUGAAGCACAUUCAACUUGUAAACACCAUUUGACUUGCAUGACUAAAUGGGAACAACAUGUUAAAACUAAGUCCUCAGGUAGCAUUCAUGAACAACUAUCUUCAAGUCAUAAAUUGAUUGUUGAAAAGAAGAGAAAAUAUAUAAAAACGCUUAUUGAAAUAACCUUAUUUUUGAGCAAACAAGGACUGGCUUUCAGAGGACAUGAUGAAUCUAAACUUUCUUCAAAUAAAGGAAAUUUUAAAGAAACAUGUGAUUUACUAGCAAAAAAUUGCCCUGAAUUUGAAGAAAAGUAUAGCAACUUGACUAAUUUCACCAGUCAUUUAAUUCAAGAUGAAUUGGUAAACUUAUCUGCAGAGAGCAUUCGGUCCAAAAUAACCAAGAAAAUAAAAUGUAAUAAAGUAUUUGGAAUUAUGAUUGAUGAAGCAAGAUGUUUUAAAGAAGAACAAAUGUCUGUAUGUGUUAGAUACACUGUUGGUCUAAAUGUUGUUGAACGUUUUCUGGAUUUUGUAGACGUUUCAGAAAAUCAAAAUGCAGAUUCAUUAUGUGCUAAAAUAUUUGAAUUCCUUACUGAGAACCAAUUGGAUAAAUAUCACAUUGUGGCACAAUCAUAUGACGGUGCCAGUGUCAUGUCUGGCAAAUUUAAUGGUGUUCAAUCCAAAGUAAAAAACAAAUUUCCCUAUGCCAUUUACACCCAUUGCAUGGCUCAUCAGAUGAACAUUGUAGUUAUUGAUAUGUGCAAAAUUGUAAAGGAAUCUAGAAUUAUUUUUAAUACAAUAGAAUCAUUGUAUAAGCACUUUUCUCAUCCUACUAAAAAUAAAACUCUUGUUACUAUGCAAAGAAAAUUAGGAGUUAAAAUAUCAAAAAUAAAUUCUUUGAGUGAUACAAGGUGGAAUUGUAGAUGGAAAAACUGUGAGUCAGUUGUAUACAAUUAUUAA